AGGUGGCUGAACAAAAUCUUAAGUAGCCAUAUUUUCAAUUCAUUAGGAAUAAAUUUAAUCUGUCAGUAAUUAGGGUUUUAAAAUUAGGGUUGAGAGGCCUAGAUGGGGAGGAACGCAUGGUAUAACCUGCCAGAGGAGGUAGUGGAGAUGGUAUUUGCAUAUCUGCCCAUUUCCGAAGUGUUCAAAUUGCGAUUGGUUUGUAAACAGUGGAAAUCCAUUUUAACCUCUAAAAGCUUUAUGGAACUAUGGACAAAUUUAUCCCCACCAAACCCCUGGUUUCUGGUAUACCACUCGUCGGACGUACUUUCGGCAUAUGAUCCCUGUUAUAGUACGUGGACUAACAUGCCUGUUUACGAGCGGUGUGUGCUGGAUUCGCGGCAGGUCCUAUUGAUGGCCUCCGCAGGGGGCUUACUCUGUUUUAGGAAUCGAAAUGCAGAAUACCCAACCCUAAUUGUCUGCAACCCCCUUACAAAAACCCACAAGGUAUUGCCAGAAAUGCUCCAUAUUCGUUAUAUUGAUAUCGUGGGCAUGGUGGCUGACAAAACCACUAAUUCCUACAAAAUCCUUGUAACUGGGACCUCCGAGUCAUCCACUGAUGAGAGUAUAACGGAAGUUUAUGAUUCCAGGCUUGGAAGAUGGAUUUAUCAUUGCAAUUCCAAGCAAGAGUUUCUGCAGUUCUGGUACGAGGUCCAUGCCAUUUGGCUCGAAGGGUUCUUCUACUGUCUUGCAAUGCCAGUGACUGCGGCGCAGGGGUACCGCCUGCUGAGAUAUAAUAUGGAAGCGAGGAAGUGGGAUGAUCUUGAUGUGAAGAUGCCAUCCCAUGAUAUACGGUGCCCAUCCUUGCUCAUCUGCAGGGGGCGGUUACUCCUUGCUGCGAAGAUUGUGGAGGAUUAUUCCAUCAGGAGCAUCUGUAUCUGGGAGCUUAAGAUGGAUUGCCUGCAAUGGGUUAGGAUAGAUGUGAUGCCCGGAGAGGUCCUGAGCAAAAUUCAUUUACCAUACUUCCUUAUUCUCCAAUGCCAAGGUAAUAACAAUCUUAUUUGCUUUAGCACUCACCGGGGGUGGCAGUCAUUGUUAUAUGACUUGUCAGACCGCAGUUGGCGGUGGCUGCCGGAGAACAGGGCUGAUGCCCGAUUUCGAGCGAUUGGACGAAACAACCUUGUUGGAAUGCCUUAUGAACCUAGCCUGGCUGCAACAGUUUAGAUUAUCUUCUUUAAAUAUCUGGAACUUUAAUGGUCACACACUUACCUCUUCGAAAAGGGCAAAAGGUUUGCAAAUGUCUUCAACUUGUCACUUUAAAUCCUGCCAACUUCCCAUAACUGCAUUUCCUAACCCCCUCUUUUUUUGUUCAAGAAAAGGACAGGUUUGAGAUCCUGGAUUCAAUCUUGUGUAAACUGUUCCUGUUUUGUACUCACCAUUCUAAUUUGUAUUAUGUAUCAGCUGAGUUUAUUGUUAAUUGAUCUCAUUUGAAGAGAAGGGUGCUACUUUGGAUCCGCUGAAUCAAAGGAUACAAGGGAUUUGGCGAAGUCUUUAUAAUAGGUUGAACUGUAUUGAAGAUUGUUUUCUUUAUUCAUGACACUAUAAUGCAGCAGAAGAGCAAGCACAUUACUUUUGGAGUCGAAAGUUGUACAGUAGAAGAAGGCCGCAUGAUUUAUCUCAACUUUAGGUUCAGAUUAUGUUGCUUUUGUGCAUUCUCUUUGUUCUAUUGGGGAGGCAUUUUAUCUAAAGAUCAAGAAGUAUGCAGUAAUGGUAGUUAUUGUUUCU
Messenger RNA from Cryptomeria japonica (Japanese cedar), 1761 nucleotides. RefSeq names its product F-box/kelch-repeat protein At5g15710. The coding region runs from base 103 to 1200 and encodes 365 amino acids. Gene Ontology annotation, molecular function: protein binding. NCBI's taxonomy places the organism in Eukaryota, Viridiplantae, Streptophyta, Pinopsida, Cupressales, Cupressaceae. The transcript has 2 exons. The record is from RefSeq and is a predicted model, not a curated record.